AGGAGGAGGAGGAGGAUGAUGCUCCGCGGCUCUCCAUAAAGCCACAGUUACGCUGCUGGACGCGCGCACCGUGAACGCGUUGGCUUUUUGUGGUCCAGUGGCCGGGAUGAAGAGGAUGAUGGAUAUCUUGUACUUUCUGUGGAUACUACCAGCAGUGCGGGCCGUUGAAGAAGUACUAAUGGAUUCAACAACGGCAACAGCAGAACUUGGCUGGACCAUCCUACCAUCACAGGGGUGGGAAGAAGUUAGCGGUUAUGAUGAAACCAUGAACACUAUCCGGACAUACCAGGUGUGUAACGUCUUCGAUAGCAGUCAGAACAACUGGGUACGGACCAAAUACAUCCGGCGGCGUGGUGCUCAGCGGAUCCAUGUGCAGAUGAAGUUCUCCGUGCGGGACUGCAGUUCCAUACCCAAUGUCCCUGGCUCCUGCAAGGAGACAUUCAACCUGUAUUACUACGAGUCUGACUCGGACACGGCCACCAAACUAUCCCCCCCGUGGAUGGAAAACCCCUGGGUGAAAGUGGACACCAUAGCAGCUGAUGAGAGCUUCUCUCAGGUGGAUCUCGGUGGCCGCAUCAUGAAGAUCAACAGUGAAGUUCGGAGUUUUGGACCUGUUUCGCGCAGUGGCUUCUACCUUGCUUUCCAGGAUUACGGCGCCUGCAUGUCCUUGAUUGCCGUCCGAGUCUUCUACAGGAAAUGUCCCCGUGUGAUCCAGAAUGGCGCCAUUUUUCCUGAGACUUUGUCUGGAGCGGAGAGCACCUCUCUGGUGGCAGCCAGAGGGGUGUGCGUCCCCAAUGGGGAGGAGGUGGAUGUACCCAUCAAGCUGUACUGUAACGGGGACGGGGACUGGAUGGUGCCCAUCGGGCGAUGCAUGUGCAAAGCCGGGUACGAGGCGGUGGAGAAUGGUACAGUCUGCAGAGCAUGCGUAGCAGGCUUCUUCAAGGCUGCACAAGGAGACCAUACAUGUCUCCAGUGCCCCAUGAACAGCAGAACCACCAGUGAGGGAGCAACUAACUGUGUCUGUCGCAGCGGAUACUCCCGCAGUGACUCUGACCCGUCACAGAUGCCCUGUACAACUGUUCCAUCAGCUCCACAAAACGUCAUUUCCAUCGUCAAUGAGACUUCUCUGAGGCUGGAGUGGAGCCCCCCACAGGAAGGUGGAGGCCGAGAAGACGUUGUCUACAACAUCAUAUGUAAAAGCUGCGGCAGUGGGCGGGGCGGCUGCACCCGCUGUGGAGACAACGUGCAGUUUGUCCCUCGUCAGCUGGGACUCACGGACACCAGCGUCCACAUAAGCGACCUCCUGGCUCACACACAGUACACCUUUGAAAUACAAGCUGUCAAUGGAGUGUCCGACCAAAGUCCUUAUUCACCCCAGUACACCUCCGUCAACAUCACAACCAACCAGGCAGCCCCAUCAGCAGUGUCCAUCAUCCACCAGGUUGGCAGAGCCCCUAACAGCAUCACCCUGUCCUGGUCCCAACCUGAUCAGCCUAAUGGAGUGAUUCUGGACUAUGAACUGCAGUAUUAUGAGAAGAACCAGGCGGAGUGGAACUCCUCUCUAACGCGCAGUCAGACCAACACAGCAGUCAUACGAGGCCUGAAGUCUGGAACUAUCUACGUCUUCCAAGUUCGGGCUCGGACUGUCGCUGGAUUUGGACGCAUCAGUGGCAAGAUGUACUUCCAAACCAUGACUGAAGAGGAAUAUAACUCCAGUAUCCAGGAGAAGCUCCCACUCAUCAUUGGUUCUGCUGCUGCGGGGGUCGUCUUCAUCAUUGCCAUCACUGUCUUCAUAAUUGUCUGCCGCAGCAGGAGAAAUCCUGACAGACCAGAAUCCGAGUACACAGACAAACUCCAACAUUACACCAGCGGUCACAUGUCCCCGGGAAUGAAGAUCUACAUCGACCCCUUCACGUAUGAGGACCCCAAUGAAGCAGUCAGAGAGUUUGCCAAGGAGAUUGACAUGACUUGUGUCAAGAUUGAACAAGUUAUUGGUGCAGGUGAGUUCGGGGAGGUGUGCAGUGGAAACCUCCGGCAAGCUGGGAAGAGAGAGAUCCUGGUGGCUAUUAAGGCGCUGAAGGCGGGCUACACUGAUCGCCAGAGGCGGGACUUCCUGAGUGAGGCGUCCAUCAUGGGCCAGUUCGACCACCCAAACAUCAUCCAUCUGGAGGGGGUUGUGACCAAGAGCACCCCUGUGAUGAUCAUCACUGAGUUCAUGGAGAACGGAUCUCUGGACUCCUUCCUCAGGCAAAAUGAUGGGCAGUUUACAGUGAUCCAACUGGUGGGGAUGCUGCGCGGCAUUGCAGCAGGCAUGAAGUACCUUUGUGACAUGAACUACGUCCAUCGGGACCUGGCAGCUAGGAACAUCCUGGUCAAUAGCAAUCUAGUGUGCAAAGUGUCUGACUUCGGCCUGUCCCGCUUCCUUGAGGAUGACACGUCAGACCCCACCUACACUAGCGCUCUGGGAGGGAAGAUUCCCAUCCGGUGGACGGCUCCUGAGGCCAUUCAAUACAGGAAAUUCACCUCCUCCAGUGACUGCUGGAGCUAUGGAAUAGUAAUGUGGGAGGUGAUGUCAUAUGGAGAGAGGCCCUACUGGGACAUGAGCAAUCAAGAUGUUAUUAAUGCCAUAGAGCAGGACUACAGGUUGCCCCCCCCCAUGGACUGUCCUAGUGCAUUGCAUCAGCUGAUGCUGGAUUGCUGGCAGAAAGACCGCAACAAUCGGCCCAAGUUCAGCCAGAUCGUCAGCACCCUGGACAAGAUGAUCCGCAACCCCAGCUGCCUCAAGGCGACGACACCACUGUCGUCAAGCGUUCACUUACCUCUGCUCGAUCGGACCGCUCCGGACUUCUCAUCCUUCAGCGUAGUAGAUGAGUGGCUGGACGCCAUCAAGAUGGGCCAGUACAAGGAGAACUUCACCACCGAAGGAUUCACCACCUUUGAUGUGGUGUCACAAAUGACCAUGGAGGACAUCAUCCGAGUGGGUGUGAUGUUGGCCGGCCACCAGAAGAAGAUCCUCAACAGCAUCCAGUCCAUGAGGGCCCAGAUGAACCAAAUCACUUCAGUGGAGGUCUGACCUCGCAGGCCGAGAGCACACCCUGUUUACACGAGGACACCCAGAUGCCACCAGCAACGAGCCCUGCAUUCUCCUGGAACCCUGUGGGGACAGACUGGGACCCCAGAAGGUUCUAUCCAUCUGAGGCACCUGCACAUGUCUGCUCAUAUCCUUGUAACUGCAGGUUGGGGGACAGCCAUGCUCCGGGGUUGUGUGUAGACCGUGUACACAGCCAUCUAAAGCCAGUGUGCAAACGUGUCAUUUCAAUAGGACGCCUUGUUUUAAGGAUUUAAUCUGAUACUUUGCUCCCAUUCCACCAAUUUCAAACGUUCAGUGAGAAAGGGUUUGCACUUUGACUUGUUCAAGACUCACUGUUGAAAAUGAAAAUGAACACAAAAAAAGCAACUAAAUUCAACUGUCAGUGUCAGUUGUGCUGGGAGCCACGUGAUAACUAUUAAACACGUUUAUUCUGCAACAAGUUAUUCUCUUAAUGGCAGGCAGUUUUGACACAAACACCAUUAAUGCCAACAAUGCAAAUAAAGAAAUGCCAUAAAAUGGCACAACUGAUAUAACACCUGAAAUUCACAUUAUCCAACUGUUGGUUGCACCGUACGCUGGCUGUCCUUCAGUGUGAUGUCAUUCUAUCAAAUACUUCAAAGUCUGGCUUAGGGAACAAUGCAUUGGAAUGUGUUUGAGGUAAUGGCGCAAUGCGUCAUCAUCACAAGCAGUUGUUCAUGAAAAGUGACAGUUGUUAUCUAACCUACUUUCACGUCACAAGAUGUCCGUAAGGCUGGCU
This is a messenger RNA of Pungitius pungitius (ninespine stickleback), 3848 nucleotides long. RefSeq names its product eph receptor B2a (gene ephb2a). The coding region runs from base 107 to 3073 and encodes 988 amino acids. Gene Ontology annotation, biological process: protein phosphorylation; ephrin receptor signaling pathway; axon guidance. Gene Ontology annotation, molecular function: transmembrane-ephrin receptor activity; ATP binding; protein binding. Gene Ontology annotation, cellular component: plasma membrane; dendrite. The transcript is spliced from 16 exons. Lineage: Eukaryota; Metazoa; Chordata; Actinopteri; Perciformes; Gasterosteidae. The record is from RefSeq and is a predicted model, not a curated record.